CAGCUCACAACUCCGCACUCUCUCACCGUCUCACGCCCACACUGCCAGUCCGCCCGCGCACACAGCGAGCGCGCGAACGAGAGAGACAUGGCCCACUCGCCGUCGGGAUCGCGCGCGGCGGCGCCGUCGACCGAGGGCGGGACCUUCACCGACGCGGGGGCGGAGGACGUCGGCGACUCGAAGCUCUCCGCGUUCCUCUUCGACGUGUCGCUGCAGGUGCAGGGCGGUCUCCAGAACAUGCUCAAGAUGAGCAGCGAGAUCGAGCGGUGCGACGGCGAGAUCGAGGCGGAGGUGGGGCGCGCCAGGGACGCCGUGGCGGAGAAGGGCCGGGCGCUGGACGAAGACCGGGAGAGGGUCCAGAAGGCCGCCCUCGCCGCGCUCGACAUCCUCAGCGGCGGCCGCGGCGCCAUCUGAAGGGAUGCGCGCGACGGACGCCACCGCCGACUUUUCUUCACGUCACACAUCAUACCUCAACAGUUCGUGCAAGACUCCUGAGUAUGUCGCCACAACGCCAGUGUGCAAGACUCUUUCUAGUGGUAACAUAGUGAUGGUAGUAGUACUGUAGUAGCAGCAGCAGCAGCAGCAGCUUGUGGCGUCGUGCCUGGUGGAGACCUGGAAUGGAAGGACUCCGUGUUACCGUGGUUGCCUCUUGUACUUCGCCGUGUACAUGGGCUGAGAACCGAGCUGUAUCCACACCAAUCCAUUCUCAUGAGGGAAAUAAAUAUUACCCACUCCACUUCAAACCUCCACAA
Messenger RNA from Panicum hallii, 752 nucleotides. RefSeq lists its product as uncharacterized. NCBI's taxonomy places the organism in Eukaryota, Viridiplantae, Streptophyta, Magnoliopsida, Poales, Poaceae. The record is from RefSeq and is a predicted model, not a curated record. Bases 88 to 414 code for a protein of 108 amino acids. The transcript has 3 exons.